Molecule: messenger RNA, 3762 nt
Organism: Xenopus laevis (African clawed frog)
Lineage: Eukaryota; Metazoa; Chordata; Amphibia; Anura; Pipidae
Gene: zhx2.L
Product: zinc fingers and homeoboxes protein 2-like
Exons: 4
Coding region: 704-3079 (791 amino acids)
Biological process (GO): regulation of transcription by RNA polymerase II
Cellular component (GO): nucleus
Molecular function (GO): DNA binding; DNA-binding transcription factor activity, RNA polymerase II-specific
Source: RefSeq, a predicted model, not a curated record
UCAGGCAUUUGCCCGAGGGGCCGCUCUGUAUUUUGUAAAGUGGGCCGCUCCUGAUCUAUAAUCUUUAUUACAAACUGCCUGUGGGCUCUAGGACCGCUCCUCCGUCCUAGCUUCCACUGUGGCUCCGCCCCUUCCACUCGUCUCUGUUUUCAUGCUGUGCUGUGUGCAGACCCGCCUGCCAUCAGGGGGGCACAAGGAGCAGGGCCGGGACUGGCAAUCUGUGGGUUCUGGCAAAUGCCAGAGGGGCUGCUGUAUGGUUCCAUAGAAAGUUACCAUAUAGUGGGCUGGUAGGGGGCUGUACUUGGAAUGGCAGGGCCUAUUUUGACUCCCAGUCCAGGCCUGACAAGGAGGAUAGUCUCGGGCCAGGCAGGAUUUAGUCUUAAAGGAGGGCGUGCUGUGCUGCUCUUUCAGGAUUAACCGGCCCCCCUUACGGAGCGCAGACAUCACUGAUGCCGAAGACUGAAGUACAAAAGGAACUGAUGUGGCUCGGGGCAGUAGAUGCAAGCACUUCGGGAUGUGGCUUGACAUGAUUGAGAAGAGGGUUCCGUCUUAACCAAGGCUCGCAAUUAAAAUCCAUCCCUAUGCUGAUACCUAGCAACAGUGAGCAUUGGCCCUGGAAAACCUGUGGGUUUUAAAGACCCCAUUGCCUGAGUGGAUUAACUCGGCAUCCAGUUACUGCAGACUCUCCUAGUCCAUCCUCAGCAUGGCUAGCAAAAGAAAAUCAACCACACCGUGCAUGGUGCGAGCUUCUGAAAUUAUCGACCAGGAGGACAACGAUCUCGAUAUUGUUGGAGAAAACGCUGGGCCAGACACAAAGGAUGACUGGUCAGCUGACCAAGAAAAACCUGUGAAGGACAAAGAAAUAGAAAAUGAUAAACCUCCGGCUGAAAAUCAGUCCAAAAAACUUCAAGGAGGUUAUGAGUGUAAAUACUGCCCCUAUGUCACCCAAAAUCUGAACGAAUUUACCGAACACGUUGAUAUGCAGCACCCCAACGUAAUUCUCAACCCGCUUUACGUCUGCGCCGAAUGUAACUUCACAACCAAAAAAUACGACUCCCUGUCCGAUCACAACUCGAAGUUUCAUCCCGGUGAAAAUAACUUCAAAUUAAAGCUGAUGAAACGCAAUAAUCAAACCAUCCUAGAGCAGUCGAUUGAGGGAAGCGUCGACAUCAGCAGCGCCCACGACAGCUUUGAUGACGACAACGCGUCUGGGAUAUCCAUGAGCAAAAUGCCAAUCAUGAAGUUCGGAAAACCAAGGAUGGAGAGUAAGAAAGCAUCACGGAAGGAAGAAGCGUUUCAUGAUAACUUUUAUGACGGGAGCAACGUUACAGAAACAAAUGGUAUUUCCCAUGACCUGCGUGGGGAUAUUUUAACUCACGUUUCCCCUUUUGUUCAGCUUCCGCCCAAUAUUAACCUUCUUCCAAAGGUCCCAGUGCCUCUAAACAGCAGCAAAUACAAUUCUGCCCUUGACACAAAUGCAACCCUAAUCAACUCGUUCAAUAAAUUUCCUUACCCAACCCAAGCAGAGUUGUCUUGUUUGACGGCUGUGUCCAAAAACCCAGAGGAACAGAUUCGAAUAUGGUUUGCUACUCAGCGGUUAAAACAUGGCAUAAGCUGGUCUCCAGAAGAAGUGGAAGAGGCAAGGACAAAAAUGUUCAAUGGCACGAUACAGUCUGUCCCACAAACAAUUACUGUUUUACCAGCCUCCAUAACCGGUUCAACGAAAGUUUCUCAGCCUGUUAUCCAGACGGCUUUGCCAUGUCAGAUAAUUGGUCAAACUGGGCUAGUCUUUACUCAGGUGGCUAAUUCACACGCUGUGACAGUCCCUCAGUUUUCAGCUAAUACUGGUGCUAUUUCUAAUCAAACCCCGAAACGCCAGACACAACCGCAGAUACAAGACACGCCAGAACCCAAACGGCAAAUAAUUACACACACGCCACCAGCAAUUCAACCCAAGUUGACCGUCACACCACCAAACGAACGUAAAAAGACAAAGGAGCAGAUUGGGUUGCUGAAAGCCAGUUUUGUCCGAAGUCAGUUUCCCGACGACACUGAAAUCUAUAGGCUCAUUGACCUUACUGGGCUGUCCAGAAGUGAGAUUAAAAAGUGGUUCAGUGAUCAUAGAUACAGGAGCCAGAGAGGCAUUGUUCAUAUCACUAGUGAAUCCAUAGCUAGAGACAGGGUAACAUCUAGGUCUACACGGGGUUACCACCCAUACAGAGAGAUUGCUUCUCAGAAGGUCACGGAGACGACGGAAGAGCAGCUUGCUUGUCUUGAAAGCGGUUUCCUUAAAAGUUCGUAUCCGACUCAAACUGAAAUGGAUCAUUUAAAAGCGGAGACUAAAAUGACUAGAAAAGAAAUAGACUUGUGGUUUUCAGAAAGGAGAAAAAUCAGGGAUUCCAUGGAGCAAGCAGUGUUGGAUUCUAUGGGCUCAGACCAAAAUGAUAUCAUACCGGUGAAUGGGGCUUCUCCUGAAAGGGGAAAUUUAUCUGGUUCUUGGCCGCAAACCACAGCACCAUGCAAGUCUAAGCAGGAGCAACUCCAUUUAUUAAAAAGUACGUUUGCAAGAACCCAGUGGCCGUCCCCGCCAGAAUACGACCAAUUGGCAUUACAGACUGGUCUUGUUCGGACUGAAAUAGUCAAGUGGUUUAAGGACAAUAGGUGUGUUCUUAAAACGGGGAGCCUAAGGUGGAUGGAACAAUACAGGAAACAUUACGAGCGCUCUCUGGACGAGAGAAGAAAAUACAUCAAGAUGAUUUCAGCCACUAAGGUAGGAAAAGACAUUCUCACAAGGUAUUUCCAAGAGUACAACCAGUUACACGAAGAGGACAUUGAGCUCUUGAGUUCAAGGUCGCAGAUAAGUCCUGACGACCUAAGAGUGUACUUUGUGGAAUGGCAGCAACAAGCCGCACUGGAUCAAAUGGAGAACAGUAGCCAAGAUGAUGACGCCAUGACAGAAAAUGAAUUCACAGGCAAAGACUGGGCCAGUGGACCUCUGGCAGAUGAGGAGGCUAUUUCUGAUGGUGCAGACAGCUGGGGACAAGCAGCAACUGACACUCCAGAAGAUACGCCUAAUUAAGAUUGAUGUUUAGCGGGUCCGAUCCAGUGUCCGGACGGUCUUAGUCUUUGAAGAGAAUAUAGAAAUCUAUUUUCCUACAAGAACUGAUAAUGAAAUCAAGAAUAUUGGUGAAAUCCUGGCACAGAACUCCUGGACUACAAUUAAGUUCUUUUUGCCAAAGAACUAGAAGACCAUUGUACAUUUUUUUUGUGCUUAAAUUGGAAUCAUUUUGAAACCAUUGAAAAAAAAAAACAAGUUGGGUGCCCCUUUUUAUUUGACAGAAAAUACAUUUGCUUUUUUUUUUUUUUUUAAAUUCCCGGAAUUGUUUAGAAAUAGUAACCACUAACUUGUAUUAUCGCCCUCUGCCUGUAUAUACAGUAUAUAUAUUUUUACUCCUUUGUGGUACAUCCAUGCAAUUGUGGGACCACUGCCUCGGAAUGGUUGGUGUAAAUCCAAGAAUUUAACUUUCAUACAAGAGAAAAACUCCAGUUGUGACUGCAGUUUAGUAGAGCAAGAGACCCCGCCCCCUUUUUCGGCAAGCGCCUCUGCUGUGUUCAGAGGAUUAUUGAUUUUAUUCUGCUUGGCUGCAAAUUUGACGGACCUCAACAAAAAGGGCUUCCUGGUGGCUUGAGAAAUUUUGGAACAUUUUCAUAUAAUUAAGUGAAAUAAUGAGGAAGGUUGCUUAGGAAAUGUGCAUUUUAAUU